Molecule: messenger RNA, 1969 nt
Organism: Strongylocentrotus purpuratus (purple sea urchin)
Lineage: Eukaryota; Metazoa; Echinodermata; Echinoidea; Camarodonta; Strongylocentrotidae
Exons: 13
Coding region: 92-1969 (625 amino acids)
Source: RefSeq, a predicted model, not a curated record
ACUGAAAUCAUCUCUCUGUCACCUGGUAGUCUACAUCCAACGUCAUAUUCCUCCUGGGUACGAGUCUCUGGAGUCUGUGAGAGAGACUAGAAUGAAGACUAUCAAUCAAGCCUUUAUCCAGCAGCUACACAUGCUACAGUCUGGACAGUGUGUAGUUCUACCCCUGGAGCUGGCCAUCCGUUCAGAGCUGCAGGCAUCACUGCCAAAGGGUUCUCCCACCCAGCAGCCAGAUUCUUCUGAGCACAACAUUAGAAGUAACCAUGGUGGUACCACUGAAGACAUUGUGAUUGACCUUACUGAUACCAGCAGUGGGGAAGAAGUACCGGAGUUGGUGAAAAGGAAUAAGCUUUCCAGGAGAAAGUCUUCCAUUGGACAUACAACCAUUAGAGAUCCUAACGAUGAUGCUGUUGAAGGUGAUACAUGUAGUCCUAUGUUUGAGAAGUCUUGCACCCUUCAAGAUGUUCUGUACAAAUUGGAUUCACUCUGUCAGAUACAAACCACUGAUAACAAGAGCUUGUACCAUGUCCUGGAGGCUACCAGAAGCCUCAUGGAAGUCAUUACGAGAAGCUGCUGCAGAUUUGGUGAGGACUUCGGAAACCUCACCAACAUCAAGGACAGCAGCACCACCAGCCCCAAGACCCACUCUUUGAGGAAAGCACCCAGAGGAGGAGAACGAAGGAGUGAUGGAGAAAGAGGAGGAGGAAUAGGAGAUGGAGUCUCUUCCAGGAAUACCUUGUCGAUGUGGAUUAGUUCGGAGCAGUUGGAGAAGAUGUGUGAUCUGUGGUUGAGGACCUUGCAGCUUUUGGCUGGGGCGGGGCAAGCUGGUGCUGGUGGGAAGAAGAUGGGAGGAGAUGGUGAUGGGAAGGAUGAGGGUGAUGCGGUCAAUCGUCUAGUCCAGUCUUCCUACCAGUGUAUCUGUUGCAGUAUCGCUGCUGUGCUUUCUCUGACUGGUGACGUGAAACUACCACAAGAUUUCCUUCACUCCGUUACAUGGAUUCUGUGUUUACCUUGGCUGCCUAUGGAAGCCAACUGGCUGGAUCUCAAGAUGUUUGGCAAAUCUACCAUGAAGGAAGUAGGAGGUCUCAGAAAUAGACUGGCAGAAAAGCUAGAUGAGUCCUCAAUGCAGCAGUGUCUUAAUCUUGUUGCUAUGCUGUCAAAGGAUGUUGCACCAAAAUGGAGGAUUCAUAUCUUCAAGGAUGCCAUGACCAGCAGUAAGGAGAGUAUCCAGAUAGCAGCUAUUCAAGCACUUCCGCUACUUCUCUUCAACUUGACACCCAGCUACUAUACACUUAUUCAAGAACACCUGCACCCCCUAUGCAGAUCUGAAUCUGAGUCUGUUACUAGCUGCUUGGCUGAGAUAAUGGGAGAGCUAUGUUGUGUGCUAGCUACUGGAUGUACACUCCACAGAGAGCUAGACAGGGAGCAAACACCACUACACCGAGCGGUGCUACUCAGGUGUACCACCUGUACCCCAGGCCAAAGCACAGAGGGAACCUCAGCAGACAAGAUGCACCAUUCAGCGGAACCAACCAUUCUAGAUGCUUCAAUCAUCUCUCCAUUCGUGGUGCUGUUGCAGAAAGGAGUCAAAACCAAACUAGGUAUGAUACACAGUCUGAGGCAGGUGUUAUCACAUUUGGAUCUGAAAUUCACCAAUUCUGCUGUGACUGGGGUACUCAAUGCCUAUUUAACCCUAGCUGUUGAUGAUGAUCAUCUAGUCAGACAAGUAUUCAGUCGUAACAUCAAGUAUCUGGUUGGUAACGGUGACCAGUGCAGUGACCUGAACAUCCAAGCAGUAUUAUCUAAGCUUCGUAACAUCAAGUAUCUGGUUGGUAACGGUGACCAGUGCAGUGACCUGAAUAUCCAAGCAGUGGUCACCCAGCUCAAGUCAGCCUUCCUAUCCGGCAAGUCUUCAGGGAAUGGACGUCUGCAGGAGACAGUGGUCAGUUCUAUAGGAGAGCUGGGCAAGUAA